Molecule: messenger RNA, 1433 nt
Organism: Syzygium oleosum
Lineage: Eukaryota; Viridiplantae; Streptophyta; Magnoliopsida; Myrtales; Myrtaceae
Product: tobamovirus multiplication protein 1-like
Exons: 11
Coding region: 23-910 (295 amino acids)
Cellular component (GO): plant-type vacuole membrane
Source: RefSeq, a predicted model, not a curated record
CUUCCUUCGAGGAGAGGAAGCGAUGGCGAGGAUGGUGGGAGCAGCGCCGCCGCCUCCUCCUCCUACAAUGGCGGCGCUCGGCCUCGCCGUCGCCUCGGAUUGGUGGGACGACAUCAACGGAUCGACCCGGUGGCAGGACGCGAUGUUCUACUCCCUCUGCGCCGCCUACGCUCUCGUCGCCUCCGUCGCUCUGAUUCAACUGGUUAGGAUCGAGUUGAGAGUGCCCGAAUACGGUUGGACGACCCAAAAGGUUUUCCAUCUCAUGAACUUUGUAGUCAAUGGAGUUCGUGCUCUCGUAUUUGCAUUCCAUAAGCAAGUAUUCGUGUUGCAUCCAAAGGUGUUAACUUUGGUUCUCUUGGAUCUUCCUGGACUCCUGUUUUUCUCUACUUACACUCUCUUAGUUCUGUUUUGGGCCGAGAUAUAUCACCAGGCGAGAAGUUUACCAUCAGAUAAGCUGAAGAUAUCUUAUAUAUCUAUAAAUGGUGCUAUGUACUUUAUACAGGUUUGCAUCUGGAUUUAUCUGUGGAUAGACGACAACAGUGUUGUGGAAUUUAUUGGGAAGAUAUUUAUUGCAGUUAUCUCAAUAAUAGCUGCAUUGGGUUUCUUAUUAUAUGGAGGAAGAUUAUUUUCCAUGCUAAGGCGUUUUCCUAUUGAAUCUAAAGGGAGGAGGAAAAAGCUUCAUGAGGUUGGAUCUGUUACAGCUAUAUGCUUCACCUGUUUUAUUAUCAGGUGUACAGUGGUUCUUCUAUCAGCUUUUGAUUCAGAUGCAUCACUCGAUGUUUUGGAUCAUCCAAUUUUGAAUAUGUUAUACUACAUGCUGGUUGAGAUCCUGCCUUCUGCUUUAGUCCUCUUCAUCCUACGCAAGCUGCCUCCUAAGAGGAUAUCGGCCCAACAUCACCCUAUCCGAUAGCCAUAGAUCAUUCUUGCUUGCUUAAUUAUUCUUCACCCGCUCAAGAUGGGUUUUCAUGCCUCAUCCAUUGGCUUUGAGUAAGUCGAGUGGAGCCGGAAAAGAAUUCGGACAUAUCAUUCUGAGAUGGCACAGGACGCCAAUGGUUUGCUCGUGCUUUGUACAUUAUGAAGCUUCCUCAAGUUUGCCAAAGGGGACAGAAUCAUUGUUGAUAUCAUUGUUGAUUUCUGCGGGCUGUGUGACUUGUAGAAUCGGUUCUUGAUACCUUUCACAUGCCUAUUGUGUCAAUGUCUGUGAAAGGAGAAGCUCCUGCUAUUUUCAGGUGCUAGGUGUCAAUUCUUUUUUCGGAGUUUUCAAUGUCUUGUUGUGCUCAUGAGUAGUGAUUGGAAAUGAUAUCUUAGUUUCUUCCCCAUUUUUUCUUUCAGAACACUUUCUUAGAUCCUGUUGUAAUGUUAGGGCUUUGUUUUAGAAGUUGUAUUCGGUUGGAAUCGUCAUUUAUCCCUUGAAGAAAUUGCAGAUUGCAGUA